GCACUGAGAUUACCUUGAGGAGUUGAACUCCUUCCAAGUGCCUCUGAUGUUUGGAUAAGUGCAGCUGUGUUGUGUGCUGAAGGGAAAAUGUUUGGCAAAAGCAGAGAGUGAGGAGUGAAGUUAAUGAUUAUCCCCUUGCAUCCUGGGACCCAUGCUCCUGCUCUGCCCCAGCCAGAGGGGUGGAGGCUCACAAGGCAGCAUGGUCCCACUCUUUCCUUUGGCUGUGAUUGUGGGUCUGCUUAGUCUGACAGGCCCUGCCAGGAGCCCAAAGACCGAGCCCCUGAGUGGCUCCAGUGAACAGCCUCUCUUCCGUGGAGCUGAUCGCUAUGACUUCGCCAUUGUUGUCCCUGCAGGUGGCACAGAGUGCUUCUGGCAGUUUGCACAUCAGAGCGGAUACUUCUACUUCAGCUAUGAGGUACAACGGACUUCAGGAAUUGGACAUGACAGACACGUCUUGGCCACUGCAAACGAUCCCAGCGGCCUCCAGAUGGGCACGUCCCAGGAUGUACGAGGACAGAUGAACUUCCCCACCAAAGAGACAGGUUUUUACCAGCUGUGCUUGAGCAAUCGGCUCAACCACUUCGGUGUCGUGCAGGUUUAUCUCAACUUUGGUGUGUUCUAUGAAGGCUUUGACCUACAAAACUCGCCAGACAUGGAAAGGAAGAAAAUGAAUGACACACUGGAGGCAAUUGAGGAGAGCACCCGCAAGCUGCAGGCCCACGUCUUCCACAUGUGGCGCUUUUAUAACUUUGCCCGGAUGAGGAAAGCGGCUGACUAUUUCAUCCUUCAGUCCAACUAUAACUACGUGAACUGGUGGUCACUGGCUCAGAGCCUCGUCAUUGUCCUCUCGGGUGUCCUGCAGCUGUAUUUCCUAAAGCGGCUCUUCAAUGUGCAGCCCACUACUGCCACCAACAAACCGAGGUGCUAAGGCCUCUGGCUUACACCACUGCUGGACCCA
This is a messenger RNA of Terrapene triunguis (Three-toed box turtle), 958 nucleotides long. RefSeq names its product transmembrane emp24 domain-containing protein 6-like. Lineage: Eukaryota; Metazoa; Chordata; Testudines; Emydidae. Gene Ontology annotation, cellular component: endoplasmic reticulum-Golgi intermediate compartment; COPII-coated ER to Golgi transport vesicle; endoplasmic reticulum. The transcript is spliced from 4 exons. Gene Ontology annotation, biological process: intracellular protein transport; Golgi organization; endoplasmic reticulum to Golgi vesicle-mediated transport. The record is from RefSeq and is a predicted model, not a curated record. The coding region runs from base 152 to 928 and encodes 258 amino acids.